AUGCAGGCCUUAGAUGGGCUUGUGAACGACGACUACGACCGAGCUGCUCCGCUUGGGUGCGGCGACUGCAAAGCUGCUGGCAACUACGCUGCGGACCUCGAGAGCAUGUACGUGUCGAAGAGGAAGGGCUAUCCCAUCAGCCUGUACCUGGAUGCUGUCGAGCGACGGUACGUGGAGGAGUUCAACACAUCCAACUUUGUGGCAAUUACCAAGGAUGGGAAAUACAUCACUCCUGACGCUCCCCGCAGCGUCCUGGACAGCAACACAAACAAGGUGCUGCUACAGCUGGCAAACGACAUGUCCAUCCCCGUCGAGCGCCGACGCAUUGACUUCGAAGCUGAGGCCGUGCAAAGGGUCAGGGUCUAUGCUGACUCCAUGGACGGAGGAUCAACAGGAUCUUUUUUUCUUCAGUCGUCGGCCAAGGGUUACGGCGUUUGA
Molecule: messenger RNA, 438 nt
Organism: Symbiodinium natans
Lineage: Eukaryota; Dinophyceae; Suessiales; Symbiodiniaceae
Source: the annotation of a GenBank genome assembly